This is a messenger RNA of Eupeodes corollae, 994 nucleotides long. RefSeq names its product negative elongation factor E (gene Nelf-E). Gene Ontology annotation, cellular component: NELF complex. The transcript has 4 exons. Gene Ontology annotation, molecular function: RNA binding. Gene Ontology annotation, biological process: negative regulation of transcription elongation by RNA polymerase II. Lineage: Eukaryota; Metazoa; Arthropoda; Insecta; Diptera; Syrphidae. Bases 81 to 917 code for a protein of 278 amino acids. The record is from RefSeq and is a predicted model, not a curated record.
UCUUCUUGAAAACCAAACAAAAACAUAAAUUUCCGAAAAUAUUUAUAUUUUUCAUUCUGGAUAAAAAAACAUCAAAACCAAUGGUUUAUAUUCAUUUUCCUUCCCAACUAACUGAAGAGGAACAUAUGCUUCAGGCUAAAUAUCAAAAACUAAAAAAGAAAAAAAAAGCCUUACAUGCCCUCAAAGCACCCAAGCAGGAACCCGAAAAGCCACCAUCAUUAAAACGUCCCACAGAUGCUCGAGAUGCCCGUGAAGUUGCUAGAAAACUCAUCAAAAGCGGAGCUAUUCCGGCAAUUCAAAAGCAACAAACUAAACAAGACCAAACCUCGUUCAAACGACCCAAGGGUCAGGAAAGGAAACGUGUCAUCCCAGAGGCAAGUGUUUCUGCGUAUCAACCGUUUUCAUCGACUCAAAACGAUGUGGCACAAGAAAAUAUAAGUGAGAUCAUCAAAGAGGAACCAAGAAUGCAAGAUCUAUAUCAGAAGUUUGCAACCGAAAGAGAUCGCGAAGAACGCGGACUCAACGAGAAGGGUUUGGAUCCGGCAACUAGCGACAAGCCACGCGCUGGACAUACAAUUUUUGUUUCUGGCAACAAAGUUACAGAAGAGUUCUUGAAGAAGAACUUCACUGAGUUCGGAACAAUUGUAAAUGUUUCAAUGGAAAUUGAAAAAGGACGUGGAUUUGUGACGUUUUCGAAACCUGAAUCGGCUGAUCGAGCUAUUGUGGAAAUGCACAGCAAGAGUAUAGGGGGGAUUAGCUUACAAGUGCAACUUGCUAGACGCCAACCCCAAAUCGAACCAAUCAAUGAUGCUUCCUCGUCAGCUGUUUGGUCAACAAUUGCUGCCAGCAAGUCCCAAAAAGGUAGCCACAAGGAUCGCCGUGAAAUGGUCAUAUACAAUGAAGACCUGUUUCAAUAAUGAAAUUCAAAAUUGUUGUCUUGAAAAAAAUAAAAGAAAUACAUUCAAAAUAAACGACUCUAAUAAUAAUAAAGGUA